Molecule: messenger RNA, 429 nt
Organism: Hydatigera taeniaeformis
Lineage: Eukaryota; Metazoa; Platyhelminthes; Cestoda; Cyclophyllidea; Taeniidae
Source: the annotation of a GenBank genome assembly
AUGUCUUAUAUGCUUGCCCACCUAACCAAUGGUUGGCAGGUUGAUCAAGCAAUUUUAUCCGAAGAGGACCGUGUCGUUAUUAUCCGUUUUGGACAUGAUUGGGAUCCUUCUUGCAUGGUUAUGGAUGAGACACUCUUUCAAGUUGCAGAAAAAAUAAAGAAUUUCGCUGUUGUUUACCUUGUCGACAUAUCUCAGGUCCCUGACUUCAACAAGAUGUAUGAACUGUAUGACCCUUGCACAGUAAUGUUCUUCUAUCGAAACAAGCACAUCAUGAUUGAUCUUGGAACUGGCAACAAUAACAAAAUAAACUGGCCCAUUGAAGACAAACAAGAAUUUAUCGACAUUGUUGAAACUGUGUAUCGUGGUGCUCGCAAAGGUCGAGGUCUUGUUGUUUCUCCCAAGGAUUACUCAACCAAGUAUCGCUACUAG